CGCCCUGCCCGCCGCCAGCCCGGGCCGCUGCAGGAGUCCUAAGCACCAAAGCAUAUCCAGAAUGCCUGCUUCCAGUUGAAAAUUCCAAGCCCAUGUUUUUAUCCCAAAUGGAUCCUCCUGGAGAAGCUGCAGCACAAGAUGAUCCUUUGGUACUGCUGGAAGAUAGCAGAGGACCUGAAGAUGAUGUUUUUAUUUCUCAGUAUGCUACUGGCCAGAAGGAAGCUCUGAGAGCAGCAUUAAUGCAAAAAACUCAGAUUAUUCCUGUUCAUAAGGAGGUAAAGGUGCAGCUCUUGGGAAAUGCCUCCACAGAAAAAAGGGAAGGUGCUGGGGAUGACACCAGGUCAGCACCCAGGGAAGUUGACUCUGCAACAACCAUUGCAGCAGCCACUGCUGCUGCCAUUGCCACGACAGCUCCACUUCUCAAGGUUCAAAAUGAUUUGGAAGCAAAAGUGAACUCAGUUUCAGAACUGCUUCAGAAACUGCAGGAGACAGACAGGCAGCUGCAACGAGCGUCUGAACAGCAAAAAAACCUGAAGGCUCAACAUGAGGAGCCCCACUACCACCAGAGAGUCAGCAAGCUUGAAAAACAAAUGAAUGCUUUCAUGGUGCAAAGGAUUCAGCACCUGGAAAAGCUACAGGAGCAACAAAUGAAUAUUCAGUCCCAUCUCAUCAGCUCUGCAGUGAACAUCCGUGGGCUGCAGCAGGGUCCUGUGCCUGCCCCUGGGCCCCUGGCAGGGCACUGGGAGAAGCCAGAGCAGAGAUCACUCACAAAUGAAGCACCUUCAUCUCACAGGGGUUUAUUCCCUGCCACUGCUGCACCUGCCCAAGUGUUCCCUGAAGCAUAUUCAAGCACUUUUCCAAGUCAUGGGGUUCAUUCACAAAAAUCUCCUCUAAAGACACCAGUUCCUCGAAGAUAUGUUCCAGAACCUGUACCCAAAAAUGGGAAAAUCUCAGAGAAAGAAAACUCUGUAGUAGAAAAAGAAAAUAUUUCCAAACCUACAAGAGAAGGUGAAGGGAAAGGUCUGGAACACGUUUUGAAUUCUCAAGAAACACUACUAAAGCAAGUAGAAUAUUCCAAGAAGGCAGCAUUAAACAGCAAUGAAAGGAGCUGGCAUUCUGAGAGACACAGACACAAAGCUUUGCCUCCAGAUGCAAUUUCUUCUUUUGAAAGCUACAGUUCAAUUGAGAAAACAGUGCAAAAAGCAGAUCAUUUACUUCAAGAUCUUGGCAAGUUGAGAAGAGAAAUGCACAACAUUCUGCAGGAAGCAAGUACAUGGAAAUCUGACAUGAAUGAUCUUAUUAAGGCAAAAAAUCCUCCUAUUGCACCUGAUCCUCCUGAACAUCAUCUCGUCAGCAAACCAUCCAUCCUUCAAAAUAUCCAAGUGCCAAGGUCUAUACUGACAGAUGCUGAAAGGAUUUUGAGAGGAGUGCAAAACAAUAAAAAAGUCCUUGAGGAGAAUCUGGAAGCUGUUAGUCAUGCAAAAGAUGGAGAUGCCAUCUAUGCUUUCAGUAGCUCCUUGACUACAAACAGAGAUGUCCUGGAAGAGAUUCGUAUCCGAAGAACUGUGGAUGAGAGGAUCAAGGAAAUCAGUGAGGAAAUCCAGGCUGAAAUGGCAAGAAAUUAUUCAGAACGAGGGAAACAUGAUCAGAAAUGUACCAAGAAAACCCAAAACCUCAGGGCUGCAAAGACCAAGAAAGAAACUAAAGAGAAAACUCAAAACGUCCAAGGAUGCUUGACAAAAAAGCCUUUACCUGUAGCUAAGCCACUGCAGAAGGAAGUGGAAGAUAACACAAGGAAACAGAAGUUUAGAACUUACUUUUCUGAAAAUGUGAAGAGUAAAGAAAGAAGGGCAGAUGGAGCUGUAGGUGGAACUACACUGACCACAUAUGAAGAUUAUCUGUCUCAAGUUUAUGGAAAACCAAUUUACCAGGGCCACCGGAGCACGCUUAAAAAAGGACCUUACCUGAGAUUUAACUCUCCCUCUCCCAAAUCUAAACUGCCCAGACCCAAGCUGAUAGAGACUGUUAGAGGCACAAAGGUGAAGUCAGCAAAGACCCAGACCUGCUCUCACACGCAGAAAGUCAUCAGCAGCCCCAGGAAGAAGAAUCCUCUGUAUGCCCAGCAGAGCCAGUACCUCUUCAGCCCCAGCCAGGAUGUCCCUGCUGCCUCGGGUCCUCUGGAAGGUCACCUCAUUCCCAUGGCUGUUCCACUAGGUCAAACCCAAAGCAGCAACACAUCACUGCAGACUGCAGGAGUAAUCAUAGAUAAACCACACCCUAUCACAGUUACAACCUCUCUUCCUCAAGUGCCACCAAAGCCUCCAGUCGAGGUAAAAAAACCAAAUAUAGCUGUGAUAGAGAUGAGAUCAGAGAAAAAGGACCCACCUCAGCUCUCUGUGCAGGUAUUACCAAAUGUUGAUAUUGACAGUGUUUCAAGUGCCAGUGGGAGUGUAAGUCCUGUUCCUCCAGGCUCUGAGCCUCUGCUCCCUCUUGUCAAUGCUGUAAUACAGGUACUGAUUGUCUGGAGCUGGCAUUCUGAGAGACACAGACACAAAGCUUUGCCUCCAGAUGCAAUUUCUUCUUUUGAAAGCUACAGUUCAAUUGAGAAAACAGUGCAAAAAGCAGAUCAUUUACUUCAAGAUCUUGGCAAGUUGAGAAGAGAAAUGCACAACAUUCUGCAGGAAGCAAGUACAUGGAAAUCUGACAUGAAUGAUCUUAUUAAGGCAAAAAAUCCUCCUGUUGCACCUGAUCCUCCUGAACAUCAUCUCGUCAGCAAACCAUCCAUCCUUCAAAAUAUCCAAGUGCCAAGGUCUAUACUGACAGAUGCUGAAAGGAUUUUGAGAGGAGUGCAAAACAAUAAAAAAGUCCUUGAGGAGAAUCUGGAAGCUGUUAGUCAUGCAAAAGAUGGAGAUGCCAUCUAUGCUUUCAGUAGCUCCUUGACUACAAACAGAGAUGUCCUGGAAGAGAUUCGUAUCCGAAGAACUGUGGAUGAGAGGAUCAAGGAAAUCAGUGAGGAAAUCCAGGCUGAAAUGGCAAGAAAUUAUUCAGAACGAGGGAAACAUGAUCAGAAAUGUACCAAGAAAACCCAAAACCUCAGGGCUGCGAAGACCAAGAAAGAAACUAAAGAGAAAACUCAAAACGUCCAAGGAUGCUUGACAAAAAAGCCUUUACCUGUAGCUAAGCCAUUGCAGAAGGAAGUGGAAGAUAACACAAGGAAACAGAAGUUUAGAACUUACUUUUCUGAAAAUGUGAAGAGUAAAGAAAGAAGGGGAGAUGGAGCUGUAGGUGGAACUACACUGACCACAUAUGAAGAUUAUCUGUCUCAAGUUUAUGGAAAACCCAUUUACCAGGGCCACCGGAGUACGCUUAAAAAAGGACCUUACCUGAGAUUUAACUCUCCCUCUCCCAAAUCUAAACUGCCCAGACCCAAGCUGAUAGAGACUGUUAGAGGCACAAAGGUGAAGUCAGCAAAGACCCAGACCUGCUCUCACACGCAGAAAGUCAUCAGCAGCCCCAGGAAGAAGAAUCCUGUGUAUGCCCAGCAGAGCCAGUACCUCUUCAGCCCCAGCCAGGAUGUCCCUGCUGCCUCGGGUCCUCUGGAAGGUCACCUCAUUCCCAUGGCUGUUCCACUAGGUCAAACCCAAAGCAGCAACACAUCACUGCAGACUGCAGGAGUAAUCAUAGAUAAACCACACCCUAUCACAGUUACAACCUCUCUUCCUCAAGUGCCACCAAAGCCUCCAGUCGAGGUAAAAAAACCAAAUAUAGCUGUGAUAGAGAUGAGAUCAGAGAAAAAGGACCCACCUCAGCUCUCUGUGCAGGUAUUACCAAAUGUUGAUAUUGACAGUGUUUCAAGUGCCAGUGGGAGUGUAAGUCCUGUUCCUCCAGGCUCUGAGCCUCUGCUCCCUCUUGUCAAUGCUGUAAUACAGGCUCCAGAAGAAAUACACAGUGAAGAGGAAGACACAAAGCUCCCAGGAGCUAACUUCAUUGAUGUUACUGAUGUCACACAGGAUCAGGAAGAGGAGAAGGAUGAAAUUCCAGAAAUCCUUGAGCCUCUUCUGGAGCUUAAUGGCCAGUUUAAAGUUGCCUCACCACAAUACAAUGGUCCUGUGUUUCCUCCAGUGGCUUCUGUUCCUCAGCAGCCUGCUGAUAUUUUGGAUGAACUGAUUCAAAGGAGAGAAACUAUAGAAAACAAGUUGAUAAAUUGGGUGGAACAAGAAGUAAUGGCAAAAAUCAUCAGUGAGAUGUGCCCAGCUCAGACAGAAAGGAUGCCCAGCAUUAGCAGCUCCAUAAAGAGUGAAGACAGUGAGACUGUAACCCCUGGCAUUGUUGAAGCUGCAGGUGGUGGAGGAUUUCAGCUCUUUGUCAAUGCUGGUGUCCCUGUGGACUCAGAAAUGAUAAAUCAUUUUGUGAAGGAAGCUCUCAGUGAAACCAUUGCAACCGUGCUGGGAGACAGCCAGGCUCAGAGAGCAGUUCCUGAUCCUCUUCCUCCCAGCACAACCUCAGUGAUGGAGGCUCCUUUGCCUACUCCAGUGCCAACACCCCAGGCCACACCACCACCAACACCACCUUCAGAAAAAGAAUUGCCUCAGGUCAAAACUCCAGAUUCAUCUCCAUCUCCUCCAGAGAUGAGUGGGGAUGUUCGUGGACAUGAAAAAAUUAAAGAAACAGGAGUUGAGAUUGCAGCUGCCACAGGCCCUGUGGUCACUCCUGUGGUCACUCCUGUGGUCACCCCUGUGACCACCCCUCCCCCAGCAGCCACCCCCAGCCCUCCUGCCUCAGAAUGGGGCUCCCAGGCUGAACAAAGGCAAAGUCCAAAGCUUCCAAACCCAUGGGAUGGUGCAGAACUUCCUCUGGAAGAAGAGAACCCCAGUCCUGUCCCUGAAGAACCAUUCUGUCCUAAGACUGUGGAGAUGUCAGUGGCCAAUGAUGAGGAGCCAGAGGCCUUGGUUUCCCCAUCUCAGCAGCUGCCAGGGAGGCCCUUUGAGCCCCUUCCCUGCCCUGCCCUGGUGCCAUCACCUGUGCCCACGGUGAGCUCUGGGGUGUCCAGCCAGGAGAGCAGCCUCACCCCCACAGGGACUGAGACCACGGACAGACCCCUCUCAGAAGGGGAGGUGAUCUUCCCCUAUGGACAUCCACUGCCUGCAGCAGCUGUAGCAGAAGGAGGAUUGUGUCUUCCAAACUUCACUGAGAGCUUAUCCAGUACUCUCCGAGAUGCCAAUGAAAUGGAUUAUGAUCCUCCAAGUGAAGGGCAGGUGGUGAGAAGAAUGGAUAAAGGCUGUCACAGGGAUCCUGUCCUGGCUCUUUUAACCAAAUUAAAUCAAGCACCUGUUUAUGUACAAGAAAGAAUAGACCACUCUGAGGAUUCUGAUGGCAGCAUUGGGGAGGUCAGUGAAGGUCAGAGGCCAAGGCUGUCCAGAGCACAGGAGAGAAUCCUGAUGGGAAAUUGCAUUUUUAUGGAGCAUCCAUCUGCUCAGAGCUCUAGGAACAGACCACGCCAGGGUCUCCGUUCUGCAUCUCCAGGGCAGCUUGCCCAAAUUGGAGCAGAAAUUCUGGGAGAUGCAGAUACAAGUCCUAGUCCAAUGCUUUUGGCUGAACUGGAGUCACAGCCAGGCUCAAAUCCUGCCCUGCCAGCAGCCCAGCCAUGCUGCAGAAUGACACCACCCGCAGAGGAUCUGUCUCAGGAGGAAAGUCAAGGAGCUGCACACGUUCAGGCUGUGAGACCCCGAGUUAUCUUUGUGAGAAGGAAAUCUGAGGAGAUGCAACAAGAAGGAGAGGAUGCUGCCCCUCAUCUGAACCCACAUCUUUCUGGAGCAAGGGUGUCAGUGCAGCUGCCUGGCAUGAGCACAGCUAAUGAAACUCAGAGUCUGAGCAGUGCACGUGGAGAUUCUGAUUCCUCAGGGACAGACACAUUUUAAAGCUUAGGGCUCUUUAUGGCAGUCUCUGUCUGAAGAUGUUGUCACUGGUAUGUUUGUCUGUCUAGUGUGAUAGUCUGGCUGUUCCAUCAAAAUAACAGUCUUUCAGUACUCUUUAUUUUCUACUAUUUUUUCUUAAAAAUUUGUUAUUAUUUUAAAUGAUUCUGUCUGUGAAUAUAUCUAUUUUUAAGCAAAUAAAAUCCAUUUUUUCCAGAA
Molecule: messenger RNA, 6131 nt
Organism: Lonchura striata (white-rumped munia)
Lineage: Eukaryota; Metazoa; Chordata; Aves; Passeriformes; Estrildidae
Source: RefSeq, a predicted model, not a curated record